Arabidopsis thaliana (thale cress) is the source of this 1723-nucleotide messenger RNA. RefSeq names its product serine carboxypeptidase-like 3 (gene scpl3). The transcript is spliced from 12 exons. Gene Ontology annotation, cellular component: extracellular region. Bases 1 to 1137 code for a protein of 378 amino acids. The record is from RefSeq and is marked reviewed. NCBI's taxonomy places the organism in Eukaryota, Viridiplantae, Streptophyta, Magnoliopsida, Brassicales, Brassicaceae. Gene Ontology annotation, biological process: secondary metabolic process; proteolysis. Gene Ontology annotation, molecular function: O-sinapoyltransferase activity; serine-type carboxypeptidase activity.
AUGGCUAGCAACUACGUUUUCUCUGUUCUGAGGUCGCUGCUUCUGUUAAUUCACACUGUAUUCUUAGGUCAGCACCAUGUUAGUUCUGCCACAAUUAUCAAGUCUCUUCCUGGUUUUGAAGGCCCUCUUCCCUUUGAGCUCGAAACCGGGUAUAUUGGUGUUGGUGAGGAAGAGGAAGUGCAACUAUUCUACUACUUCAUAAAGUCUGAGAGGAACCCAAAAGAAGACCCUCUUCUUCUCUGGCUAAGUGGAGGACCUGGCUGCUCUUCCAUCUCUGGCCUUCUUUUUGAGAAUGGGCCUCUGGCUAUGAAGCUUGAUGUUUACAAUGGAACUCUUCCUUCUUUGGUCUCUACUACAUAUUCAUGGACAAAGGCCUCGAGCAUGAUAUUCUUGGAUCAGCCCGUUGGAGCUGGCUUCUCCUACUCAAGAACUCAACUUUUAAAUAAACCUAGUGAUUCAGGAGAAGCCAAACGGAUUCAUGAGUUUCUGCAAAAGUGGCUAGGCAAGCAUCAAGAGUUUUCCUCCAAUCCUUUCUAUGUUGGAGGAGAUUCUUACUCUGGUAUGGUUGUUCCGGCUACCGUUCAAGAAAUCUCAAAAGGAAAUUAUGAAUGCUGCAAUCCUCCAAUAAAUCUUCAGGGCUAUGUGCUCGGUAACCCGUUAACAGACUUUGUAUAUGAUUACAACUCCCGCAUUCCAUUUGCUCAUGGAAUGGCACUAAUCUCUGAUGAACUCUUCGAGUCAUUGAAGAAAACCUGCAAAGGAGACUAUAGAAAUGUUCAUCCACGUAAUACAGAAUGCUUGAAAUUCAUUGAAGAAUUUAAUAAGUGUACAAACAGCAUAUGUCAACGACGUAUAAUAGAUCCAUUUUGUGAAACUGAAACUCCAAAUUGCUAUAUUUACCGUUUUUUGCUAGCUGCCUAUUGGGCCAAUGACGAAACCGUACGCAAAGCUCUUCAAAUCAAGAAGGAGACUAUAGGGGAAUGGGUACGAUGUCAUUAUGGUAUUCCUUACAAUUAUGACAUUAAAAGUAGCAUACCUUACCAUAUGAAUAACAGCAUCAAUGGUUAUCGUUCACUAAUCUACAGGUUUAGAGUUUAUAACCCUUCUGUCCCUACCAAGAUUCUAGUCUUUUGUUAAACUUUGUGCGGUUUUUGGUGAAUAGUGGUGAUCACGAUUUCGAAGUACCCUUCCUUGGAACCCAAGCUUGGAUAAGAUCUCUCAACUAUUCAGUCAUCGAUGAUUGGAGGCCAUGGAUGAUCAAAGAUCAAAUUGCUGGAUACACAAGGACUUAUGCCAAUAAAAUGACAUUUGCUACUAUCAGAGGAGGUGGGCACACAAUAGAGUUUAAACCAGAGGAAGCCUCUAUCAUGUUUCAAAGAUGGAUCAAAGGCCAACCUCUGUAAAAGAGGGGAGUAACGUCCUUUACGUAUAAAGGAAAAGAAAAGUAUGAUUCUAGUAACACAUCCAAAAAUAUAUACAUAAGGACCCUUGGCCUUAUAAGUGAAUAGAAUUUAGGGUUAAGUUAAACUCAUAAUUUGUAAGCAAAAUGUGUGUUGCUCUAUUCAACAAGCUUGGUACAGUUGCAUUUUACCUUCUUUUUUGUCAACAAGCUUGUUUUCCAUUUGUUUGAAGCAAAAGUUAAUUUACAUGUAUUGUUAUUAAUAAGUGUCACUAAAGAUAUUUAAAUUAUAUUUUUAAUGAUAAAAUUAUAUGUUGGUAGAGG